This is a messenger RNA of Dentiscutata erythropus, 369 nucleotides long. Lineage: Eukaryota; Fungi; Glomeromycota; Glomeromycetes; Diversisporales; Gigasporaceae. The record is from the annotation of a GenBank genome assembly.
AUGGAAUCACAAAAGUCUACAAACCAAACUAAUAUUAUAAAUAUCAAUGAUAAUAACAUCGAUGACAGUACUCAAAGCUCUUCUUAUGAACCUAUUGAAAGCUUGUCUCGAUCUUCACUUAGUGAAUCUUUUACUAAUACUUUAGAAAAUUUGUCUGUUGGUACAGAAGAUGUUCCAAAUAAUGAAAGUAAAAUGAUGAAAUUAUUAUUAGAAACAACUAAACAAAUAUUGACACAAAAUAUCUCUAUUAUAGAAAAACAAAAUACUUUGGAUACUACAAUUACACAACUAGCUAAUGAUAUCAAAACUUUACAGUCUUCACAUAAAGAUUUCAAGUCAAAUAUAAAAGACAAUAAUCAAGAAUGGUAG